Trichoderma atroviride IMI 206040 is the source of this 2716-nucleotide messenger RNA. RefSeq lists its product as uncharacterized. Lineage: Eukaryota; Fungi; Ascomycota; Sordariomycetes; Hypocreales; Hypocreaceae. The record is from RefSeq and is a predicted model, not a curated record.
AUGACACGACGUGUUGCUUCUGCCAUCGCUAGCCGAUUGACACGCCGACGCUUCUUUUCCAACUUUGCUUCUCGUCUCGCAAACCGGCGCUUUGCCUUUGCUGUCGCAACCGUCUCCAUCUUCAGCGCCAAGGGCGUCCACAUCUACACACAUCUGUCUUCAUUACCAGUCGUUCACCUGGUGCGGUGGGGCUAUUCGUUUUUUGCUCAAGAUGCUGCGCUUCUCGUGCUCGUGCGACUGCUGCUCGACCCGUGGCUGGUGGAGGGAUCUGCCUGGCUUCGACGGGUGACGAUGACUCUGGCGUCCAUCAUCAUCGCAUAUCUCAUCACGGUGGGCGUCUUGACGGUAUCCUUUUUUGCAGUCAGUGGCUCAGAGAUUCACUGGCGCAACAUUGGCUUGGCGGGCGAUGCGUCGUCCCUCGGCAUGUUUCUGUCUGGUCUGGCGUCCUUCUUGUUUGUGCUUGCCACCGUCCUCUUUGUCGCCUAUGUCCUGCAAGACAUCUGCUACAAGACCGCGGGUGUGGCCACCGACAUUCUCAAGUGGCCCAUAUCGUUUGCUCUGCGUAAAUCAGGUGCGCCGACCACUUACUCUCAGGUGCCACAGCUCGACAUUGAGCUUGCCAACACCUACGACGAGCUGGAGGAGGAAGAAUUCUGCAACAUGAAGAGCAAGUCAUCAAUGGUCAUUCUAAGGCGAUUAUUCUAUCUCUUCAUUGGCUGCGCGCUGCUUACCCAUGUCAUUCUAUUCAUGAUCCGGCCAAACGAGAGUGCCUUGAACUUCUUGUCCUGGACACCCGCCCUCUUGCCUUUCGUCGACUUCAGCUUCUCGUCUCCUAGCCUGGAUCACUUGGAGCCUAUUCAUGGCACCGGCAUUGGGCGCUCGUGGGACAACUACACCGCUCUGGCUGCCCCUGCCCCGUUCUCGUGGCUGCCUGAGAGGCCUGUUCCUGGAUUUGGGGACUGGUACAAGAACGACGAGCACUACAGUGCCGAUGCAGAUCCCCUCAAAAUCUCAAAUUUGGAAGAGAAGCUGCUGCCAGCCCUGCAAGGCAAGCUGGGGGACGUUCCAAUUCGCCACGUUAUGCUCAUCCUUCUCGAGAGCACCCGAAAAGACGUCUUCCCUCUGAAGAAGGAUGGUGUUGUCUGGAACCGCCUAGCAAACUCAUAUAGCAACGGCACGUUGCCAGAGGAGACCCAAGCUGCACUGGCAAAACUAACGUCCAAUGCCAACUACAUCACCGGUGAUUACGACGAUGGCUUUGAGCACCAAGAGAAGAAGAAGCGUGGCGGUAUCAGCUUUAACAAUGUCUUUACCACCGCCACCUACACCAUCAAGAGCAUUGUGGGCACAAUGUGCGGCCUCACGCCGCUCAUGGCAGACUUCAAUCUCGAGUAUCUUCACCACUUCUACCAGCCAUGCCUGCCCCAGAUUUUCGAGGCUUUUAACCGACUAGACCACGAUGACUCUGAUGACCGUGACGACCAUGGCCCCUAUGGCCCCCUUGGUCAUCACGGCCCCUCUGGUCACCACGGUCCUCCUGGUCACCAUGGCCCUCCUCAUCCCCACGACGGUCCUCCUCCCCACGACGGUCCAGGUCCUCAUGAAGCCCGGAAUUCUGACGAUUUCACACUGUUCAAGUGGCGUUCUACAUUCAUGCAAUCCGUAACCAAAAACUACGAUAGAUAUGUGCCUCUCUUGUCAAAAAUGGGCAUCUCCCCGGAAAGCCUGGUCUCCAAAGAAUAUCUCAAGAGUCCUUUUGCCAAAUUCGGCCGCGUAGAUCUACCAGACGUCAACUACUUUGGCAUGGCUGACAUCGCCGUUGAAGACUACAUCCGGGACGCGUUUGUGCAGGCCAAGAAGAAUGAUGAGCGAGCAUUUGUCACACACCUGACCAGUACAAGCCAUCACCCAUUUGCUAUUCCAGCCGAGGAGAAAUAUACACCCCUAGGAAACGGCUUGGACGAUAUCUCACAUUAUCUCAAUGCCAUCGGCUACGACGACAGAUGGCUAGGCAAGAUUAUGGAUAUUCUUGACGACGAAGGUGUUGCGGAUGAGACUCUUGUUGUCUUGGUCGGCGAUCAUGGCGUGUCCAUGCCGGAAAACAACAUCUUGGCGCCCUACUACAAUCCGAAUGUUGGCACCCUACGCGUACCUCUUGUUCUUUCUCACCCGAAGCUACCGGUAAUCGACGUUGAUGAUGCGGUGAUUUCAUCGCAAAUCUUGCCCACCAUCCUCGAUCUCCUCCGCGAAACAGGCUCGCUUUCCGAGUCCCAGUCGCAAGCUGCAUCCGAUUUGGUCCAAAACUACGAAGGACAGUCUCUGAUUCGCCCACUUCACGCGUCGUCUAAUGAAACCAGCCAGGGCAACUGGCAAUUCACCGUCAUCAACCCGGGUCGCGCCAUGCUGAGCAUCCGCGACGCUCGUCACUCCGACUGGCUCCUCAUCGUGCCCAUCAUCGACAAUGUCGAGUGGCAGUUUACGAAUCUAAUGACAGACCCAACCGGAGCACAAACGCUGCUCGGUUUCGAUUUUGUUAAUUUCAUGUACAGUGUUGAGAAAUCACAUGGCGUCGAUGCCGCGAAAUGGAUCGAAGAAGCUGCAUUUAUGGCCCGCUGGUGGGUCGAAGAGAAUGGAAAGCGAUGGCGUUAUGGGCCUUAUGCCACCUAAACAGGCAUAUGUUUUUUUCCUUUUCUUUCUAACGCCUUUUUUCUUUGAU